GAACGCUCUCGGGUAUCUGAUUAACCCGGUUUUUCUUUUUUCUACUAAUUUUGCACGAACCGUGUCUGAAUUCCUUCCCCCUUCAUCGUCCUCCUUCUUUACGACUUUUCUCGGAUCCAGCCCAGAGUUUCCUCCGAUAAAUUUUACAACCUUCAAUUAUAAAUCGAAGAUUUGUUCAAUUCUCUUUAUCCUAUAUUAAUUGAACCCAAAUUGAAUUCACGCCGUUGAUCAUACCCGAUUUUCGAUUUAGGGUUUGGAAUCGGCCCUUUAGACCAGUGCAAUCCUUCAAUACUUUAUCGUUAUCUCUUCUAUUUCAUGUUUCGGUAAACUCCCCUCUCUUUCAUGCACAUAUUUCUUAGAUUGUCUCGACCCGUUCUAAUUUCUAGGGUUUCGAAGCGUUUGAUUCUCUAAGGUUUGUUCUUUCUUUAAAUUUGUUGAGGGUUUUCGUUUCUUUUCUAGCGAUUUAUUGAUUUCUGCUCUUUUUAUUCGUAAUUUCUCCGAUUUACCAGCAAUUCGGGUGUGUAAUAGCUUCGACUAGGGUUAGGUUUCCAGAAAGAUUUGGGACCUUUGUAUUUGGUGUAAUUAAGUUGGGGAUACGUUCAAGGGCAUAGGGAAUUCACCUCUGGCGUUUGAUUACGUGAUAUUUUAACUGAAUUAAGGCUUCUAGGGUUUUACCUUGAUCUCUCCGACACUUUUCUUUUGCGGUCCUUCGAAUCGACGAAUUUGGGAGGUUAAGAUGGGAUCUAAAAGGCCUUUUGAUGCUGAAGAGUUCCCGGAGCUUCACUGUAAGCAUCCAAGGAAGCUUGAGUAUAGCAAUAUGCCGGAUCCGUGUGAUGAACAUGUUCCUUGUGAUAAUGCCCCACAGGAACCUAUUAUUUCAGGUAGAAAUAGGUGGCAUACAAUCUUUUGGGGAGUAUGAGGAUGGCCUUCAUAAAUUUCAGUGCCAUGAGGCACUUGAAAAAGACACUGUCACAGAUGUUUCAAAUUUAGUUGACAAGGGUUUCGGGACCAAUGACCCCUUGUCAUUGGUUUCCAGCAGUUCUAGUGAAGAAGAUGCUAGGUCUGGGGCAUCGGCAUACUCAUCUAUUUAUCCUGAAUAUUUUGAGUUAGAUUUCCCACGAAGAAGAUUUGUUCCAUUUGAGGAUGCCUAUCAUUCUUUCUUGGAUCAUUUUCCUAGAAAGCAAGUUCCCAUUGGUACAAAUCAUCAAGCCAGUAUUCCAUUGUGGGGCAAACUCAUAAAUGAGAACAACUUAGAUAUGACAGAAAAGUUUACUCCCAGCAUUGAUGAUGGUGGCAGUGAGGAGAUGCUGAUGGGGACUUUGAUUGUAUCAAUGCCCGAUUCAAAUUUGUCUACAGACAGAGGUGACUAUGCUGGAGAUGGUAGGGCAGAUUGUCACUGUCUGGAUUCUGGCUCUAUUAGAUGCAUUUGCCAACAUAUUAUGGAAGCACGGGAGAAACUUAGAAGAACACUUGGGGAAGAAAAAUUUGUGAAUUUAGGGUUUUCUGACAUGGGUGAGGAAGUGGCACACAAGUGGACUGAAGAAGAAGAGCAGAUAUUUCACGAGGCUGUUUACUCCAGUCCUGCAUCCUUGGGUAGAAACUUUUGGAAACACCUAUCUUUGGUAUUUCCUUCUCGAAGUAAAUCAGAGCUUGUAAGCUAUUAUUUCAAUGUGUUCAUGCUGCGGAGGCGUGCUGCUCAGAAUAGGUCUAAUUUGCUGGACAUAGACAGUGAUGAUGAUGAGUGGCAUGGAAGAGGCUCUUAUGAGGUUGGCGAGUCAGAAGAAGAUGUGGACUCUGCUAUCGAGUCACCUGUUGAUCAAGAUAGCCAGGCCAAUUCCUCUGAAGAAGAUGAUGGUAGUGAUGAUGACGAUGACAAUGAUGAUGACAACAACAAAGAUGGUGGUGAUGAUGAUUGCAAUGGUGAUGGUGGCGAUAGAUCUGGUAGAGAUGAUGUUCUCAUAGAAGAUGGUGGGAUGAAUCUUCCGUCAGAUGCACAUGCUAAGUUGAUUGAUGAGAGUAAAUUUGACCCGUUGGUUCAGCAUGUGGAUAAGACUUCAGGGAGUGAUCAGGAGGAUCUCAGUGCACAAGAUGACUCAUGCCUGUCAUUUGAUUGUCAAGCCAAUAUGACUAGCUCCUGUGAUCCUGUUAACAGCAAAAAUGCUUUACAAGUGUGUGGAGUUAAGAGUGAGCAUACCAAAUGUUUGCACGGCAAAGAUGAUUGGUCUAAUGAUGCAGUGGGUCAGUUCAAUUUACUGGAGCCCUAUGAUGCUAAAGUUUGGGAUGGCAGCUGCCCAUCAGCUUCAUUAAAAGGUUUUGAUCUUGUAUCCACAUGGAACAUGAUUGAAGAGAUUUUUGGGCAAGGGACUUCAGAUAAAAAGGUGAUGGAUGAUUGAGGCAUCAACUGGUGUCCCUUGAGAUAGGUAUCGAUUUCUUAGCACACUAACAUAUCUGGUGCGGCCUUUGCGAGAGGGCCAAGAUUUUGAGGCUUUGGCAGGUGGAAUUGUCUUGCAAGAUUUAUUUUCCCUAAAGCGUGGGAUAUCUUGUUUUCCAUUAUCCUGGUGUACAUCCUUUUUUUCCCGGGUAAAUAAGUGUUACAAGAAGAGGGGGUUAGCAUGUUAAAAUGCUGUCUACAUCCUUCGUUGAGUCUGUUAUUUGGUAACUAGUGCUUUCGAGGAAAUGCCUUCUUGUACGUCGAUAACUCUUGUAUAUUUUAUUCAGUCCGUACCUCUUUAUUGGGGUGGAAGCCAAUUUUGUUAUAUAUCUUAAUAUUCACAUGUAAACUUUAUAUUGGAAUGGGAACCGCACUGCUCAGUGGUUAAAA
Molecule: messenger RNA, 2821 nt
Organism: Juglans microcarpa x Juglans regia
Lineage: Eukaryota; Viridiplantae; Streptophyta; Magnoliopsida; Fagales; Juglandaceae
Exons: 3
Coding region: 759-2393 (544 amino acids)
Source: RefSeq, a predicted model, not a curated record